AUGUCAACGGUACGGCCAUACCUCGAUAUCAUGCCAAGAGGAACAAAUCUGCAUUUGCGGCGGGACAUAGGAAUUCUGACACAAAAUCAAAGCUUGAACCCCAGCAGCUCAGUCACUAAGAAAGCCAAGGCCAUUCUUGGAAGGGAGCAAAGACUCGAAAACCCAACAGCAACAGAAAUACUGGAUCACCUUAAGCAAAAGCUCAAGGCUAUGGCUAAAAAGCUCCGACGGUAUAAGGAAAGUAACACAAGACGUCAACACAAUAGUCAGUUUAGCAGGAGUGAAAGGAGCUUUUAA
Molecule: messenger RNA, 297 nt
Organism: Acanthoscelides obtectus
Lineage: Eukaryota; Metazoa; Arthropoda; Insecta; Coleoptera; Chrysomelidae
Source: the annotation of a GenBank genome assembly